Molecule: messenger RNA, 3279 nt
Organism: Electrophorus electricus (electric eel)
Lineage: Eukaryota; Metazoa; Chordata; Actinopteri; Gymnotiformes; Gymnotidae
Gene: scara3
Product: scavenger receptor class A, member 3
Source: RefSeq, a predicted model, not a curated record
UUCUGGUCUUCAAGGGAAGAAGUAGUGUGUUCCAGAGGGUCUUCUCCAUAUAAACUGCCUGUAACCUGUAGUGUGGCUGUUUAUUUUCCAGUGAUCUUUAACUUUGGCUGACUCCGUGAGCUAUUUUUCGAUUAUGCUGAAGUGCUCCGAGCACAUCCUCUUCAUAUAAACAAACCUUCAGGUUACAAGAAUGCUGAAGUAUAAAGCCGGAUUUUAAUCCAACAGACUGCUGCAGUAUUAUUAGACAGAUGACAAAGGACGUGUGAAGUGAGACCUCAACACAGCCCGUUCUUUACCAUCCCUGCCAAAGCAUCUUUAGACGGACAGGAUGAAAGAGAGCUAUUGUGGCUACGAGAACCAGCUCUUCAAAGAGGAGGAACUGCCUGGGGAGGAAGAGGAGAUGCCUCCCUUCAGAGGAAGGAGCCGAGGCGGCUGUGUGAAGUGUCAGCAGGCCUGCUCCCUCCAGCUGGCUGUCAGAGUUCUCUAUGGCUUCUUUGCCUUCAUCAUCAUCACUGUGGCAGUCCUGGGCUCCCUAGUUUUUAGGAAAGUUGACAGCUUAUCCGAAGAGGAAUUGUUAUUUCAUAAAAAUAUUACCAAAGUCCAGGAGAGUGUACAAGAUCUCAGCAUUGCAAGCAACUGCACAGAAUGCUAUCAUUUGGCACACUUCCGUGAUGAGAUCACCAGACUCAAAAGGGAAUUUGAGGACAUCCAGAAGAUGGUCCUGAGCCAAGAGCAGUUACUGGACCAGACCUCACAAUCUCAGAAGACUCUAUCACAGUCUAAUAGCAGGAUGAUGAGAGACGUCCAGGCUUAUGGGAUUUCCAUUAAACAAAUAAACCAGUCUCUUGAGCAGUAUCUAGAUCAGGUAAAUGGCUGGCAGGCUGUCAUCAAUGAGACUGAUCAGGGCAUGAAGUCCCUAAUCCAGGAUCAGUACGAUCUGAAAGGUUCAAUGCAGCAAGUGAACACGACCGUGGCUCUUAGCGCUAUGUGGAUAGAUGCACUUCGGAGGAAGGCAGAAGAAGACACAUUAGUGCUGCAGAAAAUGUCAUCAGAUUGGCAAAACUACAGCAGAACACUAAGCACACUUAAGUCCAACUCCAGUGCCGCCACCCAGACCAUGCGAACCAUCCAGAAUGGCAUCGUCACCACACAUCAGAGGAUCAGCAUGAGCUCGGACAUGGUGCAUGAUCUUACCCUGCAAGUCAUCAACCUUCAGAUGCAGCUAGACAAUGUUUCCUCUUUCAUUGAUGAGCAUGAGGAGAACAUGCACGACCACCAAUACCAUUCCAAAUACUAUGAAAACAGAACCAAGGAAAGGUUUGUGUCAUUGGAUGCGAGAAUGAGUUCCAUCGAGCUGGAGAUAGACACCAUCGCCUCCAGCAUCAAUGCGACAGUCAGUCAUGUUCAGAGCAUGUACAAAUACAUCAACAUGGAGAGUUCGUCUUGCCAGUCCAAGCUAGGCAGCCAUACUGAAAACUUGCAAAAUCUGAACAACACUGUAUUGUUUCUGCUAAACCUCGCCGAUUCCCUAAGAGUGCAGCACAUGCUGCUGAGUGUACGGCUUGACAUUGAUGUGCGCAACCUCUCCAUGGUGAUGGAGGAACUGAAGCUGGUGGACACCAGGCAUUCCCAGCUGAUCCAAAACUUCACAAUAUUAAAAGGUGCGCCCGGUCCACCAGGUGCAAAGGGGAACAGAGGUGAAGCAGGAGCCACAGGACCUGCAGGGCUUACAGGAAUCAAAGGAGACAGGGGACGUCCAGGUAUUCCUGGACCUGUAGGGCCUAAGGGCAUUAUGGGACCUAAAGGAGCUCAAGGAGAACCUGGACCUUCCGGAGGCAGAGGAAGCCAAGGACUAAAAGGAGCCAAAGGGUCUUUAGGACAACCAGGGCCUCGUGGUGAAAAGGGACAGAAGGGUGACAUGGGAGUUGCAGGCAAGGAUGGGUUACCUGGCCCUAAAGGACCUCCAGGAAUCCAAGGACAAUCAGGACUCCCUGGUCUGCAUGGGAUUGCUGGACCUAGAGGAAAGCCUGGUCCUGUGGGUCCACCUGGCCCGCAUGGACCUCCUGGACCUCCAGGGAAUUACACUUGGUGAUGAAACACCAUUUAUACCCCUUUGUUAUUGAAAUCAUUCAAAUCCUUAAACUCAUGGCUGUUGCCUCAUUAACAACCUUGCUGGAAAUUUUCAAUAAUAUCCACUAAGCAUGGACAGUGGGAGUUAACUUUGAACUCGUCAAGAAAGUUUGAUUUGGGGGACACACUAGAGCUUAGGUGACUGAAAACUGAACAGUACCUGAACCAUCACCAGUCAAGGAACUUAAUCUCAAAAUAGCCCUCAUGAAUCCAACUGACAGAUAAUAAUAGCAACUCACUUUAUGCUGAACCUAUAUUCUUCAGACUUUAAUCUGCAUACAUUCACCCAACACCAUGCAGGCCAUGCUGUGACACAUGGUCAGAUCAUUGUGUUUCAGAAUUAAGAGGAACUGCCAAUUAUUUGUUUUUUAUAAUGAAUGAACCCAUCUCAUGAUGACAAAUUUGAAGGCACUUUAAUGUUUGUCUUUCUUUCUUGUCCUUCUAUCCAUUGUUGUAUAUUUUCCAUAGUCUAUCCAGAGCAGGAACUCUGAACAAGAUAUAAGAACAUCAUUUUGUGAAAUUGUAUGAAUCCUGGAUAUUUUCAGUGACAAGUAUUCUAGAAAAAAAAAUAUGCAUUACAGCACACACAUUAAGAAAAGCACAAGGGAAUGGAAAUAUGUAGUUGGCUUUGCAUGUCAUAGUUGCAGCAUCUACUGAACAUAACUAUUGUUGGCUCUUAGUCAUUGAAUAGUGCAUCCUUAGUAUACCGUACAUUGUAGAAUAUAAAUGUUAUUAUGUUUAUACAUCUGGUUUUCCCAUGUACAUACCUGUUAAUCAUUUUUAUAGAAUUCAUGAGGAAAAACGUCCAGUGUUAUCGAAUAUUAUAUUCUUUUGUGCAACAUUGGCCAAAUGUUUUGUUAUAAGAAUUUUAAUUGAGGAAAAAAUAUAUUUUCAUACUAUAUUUGAAAAAACAGCAAGAGUAUUUAGCACCACAAUUGACACACAGUGGUCCUCUGUGCUAUUUCAAGUGUAAUGUGAUACUGAUCAAAGUCUGCUUUUGACUUAGCAAAAAGCUAAGGACCUGAUAGUUUGUUGAGCUCAGUUGCAUCUGUUAAAUCUCACUGAAAUAAUUUUAAAGCCGUACUCAUAGCUCAUAGCUCUCUUCCAAAACUCAUCAAAUCAAAUACUAUUAAAAGCAAACAACCAAAA